AGGAGUCAAUGAGCAGGUUCCCGUCUCUGGGAACUCAGGGUCUCUCCAUUGGGUUGUCUGCAUUUAUGACUCAAGGAGGGAUUUAUGACACAUUGGCAGGCCAAGAAGAAAUGGUUGGAUUCUGUGGUCUCUCUGGCCACCUGUCACAGUCCCCAGCCUCACUCUUCCUGUCAGUGGUGUGAUGUUUCAGGGGCUUCUCCUGAAGCCCCUUGGGAGGCUGCUGCUUGCUUCAGGCCCCCCACCCACUGCCUGCGUGCUUCAGCCACACGUAGGAAGCCCUCUGCUCCGCUGACCAAGGAGGCAGCAGAUGUCAUAGAACUGCUGUUUAGGCCACAAGCUCUAAGCAUGCUCUGUGCCCAGCUCUGAGCUGCGAGAACUAGAUGGGCCAGGGAGAUGGCUGCCAGGGAAGCUCUCUGAGGAGAAAGAAAGAUGCACACGCAGAUACAUAGACGGCAGUCACAAGACCACUGGCAAAUGAAGCAGCAUCUCAGCAUCUGGUGAGAGGUAGGCAGGGAACGGCACAGGUGGCUGCAGUUCCUUGUGCCAGGCACUUUGCACAUAUGGCCACAUGCUCAUUACAGUGGGACAGUGGUUGCUCAAGCCAUAUUUGUCACUUGGUGUGUGGCCUUGGGCAAGUUACUUAAUUUUUCUGAGCGCUGAUUUCCUCACUGUUGAAAUGGCAGUGAGAAAGCAAAGGAGGUGGUGUCUGAGGGGGCUGGAGCUCAGGGCUGCCUGGGCCACAGUGGGCACAGAGCCAGGUGCCAGGAGGCCUUUAGGAAAUAUUUCCUGGCCAAGUGCAUGCCUGAACAGCAUUUCUCAGCCUGCUUCCAUAUUCUCUCCCAGAGGUGGCACUGAACGACGUGAGGCUGUUCUAGAAUAAAGAUAAACACAGCCCCGCUACUGGCCUGCUAGGCUAACCAACAGAAAGAGCCCCCAGCAGGAAGCAAAGCUUUAAAUGAACAUGUGACCUCUCCGGGCCCCACUGGGACCUGCCACCCACACUCACGUGGUUGGAGCCGUUCAGGGCUGUGGAUCCCACAUGGACUGGAUGCCCAGUGUGACAUACUGCGAGGGCCUUUGUGCUCUAGGCUUGGAGUGGUCAGCGAAAGCCUCCAGGAGGAAGAGACAGCCCACUGCCCCGAGCAAGACGGCGCCUGCAGCUGCCUCUGGACGGAGGGACGGGAAGUGGCCAGAAGGGGAAGUGUGAGGAGUUCCCGUCCAGCCUGUCAUCAGUCACUCCAGGUCUUGAAGCAGCAGCCCUGCCUGUGGCUGUGGCCAUGGAGCCCCUGGAGACCCCCGUCAAGGACGGCAUCCUCUACCAGCAGCAUGUCAAGUUUGGCAAGAAGUGCUGGCGGAAGGUGUGGGCUCUGCUGUAUGCAGGAGGUCCAUCAGGUGUGGCAAGGCUGGAGAGCUGGGAGGUCCGGGAUGGUGGCCUGGGAGCAGUGGGUGACAGGUCGGCGGCGCCUGGCCGGCGAGGGGAGCGACGGGUCAUCCGCCUGGCUGACUGUGUGUCCGUGCUGCCGGCCGACGGCGAGAGCUGCCCCCGGGACACUGGUGCCUUCCUGCUCACCACCACUGAGCGAAGCCACCUACUAGCUGCUCAGCACCGCCAGGCCUGGAUGGGCCCCAUCUGCCAGCUGGCCUUCCCGAGCACAGGGGAGGCCUCCUCAGGAUCCACAGAUGUCCAGUCUCCCAAGAGGGGCCUGGUCCCCAUGGAGGAAAACUCCAUUUACUCUUCCUGGCAGGAAGUGGGCGAGUUUCCCGUGGUGGUGCAGAGGACCGAGGCUGCUGCCCGCUGCCAGCUGAAGGGGCCAGCCCUGCUGGUGCUGGGCCCAGAUGCCAUCCAGCUGAGGGAGGCCAAGGGCGCCCAGGCCCUCUAUAGCUGGCCCUACCACUUCCUGCGCAAGUUUGGCUGUGACAAGGUGAGGUGCAAGGGUGAGAAAGGUAGGGGGCUGACACCCUGGACCCUCCUGCUAAUCCCCACCCAUGUUGCCUGUGCCCAGGGUGUGUUCUCCUUCGAGGCUGGCCGUCGCUGCGACUCGGGUGAGGGCCUCUUCGCCUUCAGCAGCCCCUGUGCCCCUGACCUGUGUGGGGCCGUGGCCGGGGCCAUCGCCCGCCAGCGGGAGCGGCUGCCAGAGCUGGCCAGGUCCCAGCCCUGCCCCCUGCCACGGGCCACCUCUCUUCCCUCCCUGGAUGCCCCUGGAGAGCUGCAGGAGAUGCCACCAGGGCCCGAGCCACCCACCUCCAGGAGGGUGCGCCUGGCCGAGCCUGGGCCCCAGAGCCUGCCGCUACUGCUAGGACCAGAGCCCAGUGAUCCGGUGUCCGGGCUCUACGCCUCGGUGUGCAAGCGUGCCAGUGGGCCCCCAGGCACCGAGCACCUCUACGAGAACCUGUGUGUGCUGGAGGCCAGCCCCACGCUGCGUGGCGGGGAACCUGAGCCCCAUGAGGGCCCAGGCGGCCGCAGCCCCACAGCCAGCCCCAUCUACCACAACGGCGAGGACUUGAGCUGGCCUGGCCCCAGCCACGACAGCACCCUGGAGGCCCAGUACCGGCGGCUGCUGGAGCUGGAGCUGGAUGAGGCAGGGGGCACAGGCAGCCCUGGUUCUCAGGCAGGCUUCAAGGCCAAGUUGGUGACACUGCUGAGUCGCGAGCGGAGGAAGGGCCCUGCCCCCUGUGACCGGCCCUGAAUGCCCAGCAGAGUGGUGGCCAGAGGGGAGAGGUGCUCCCCCUGGGACAGGAGGAUGGGCUAUGGGCAAACAGGGUGCUCCUGCAGACACACGCCUGUGUCCACCCUGGCCUGGACGGACAAGGCAGACCACAUGUGGAGGGCCUCAGCCCUGCCCUGCCCUGCGUAUGUACAGUGUGCAGACUUGCAGAUAAUAAAGCUCAGAGCAGCUCCCAAUAGGGGCACUCACAGCACACACCCCCACUCGCGAUCACUGCAGUGAACACCAGCGCCCUGGGCUGAUUCCAGGGACACAGGUGACCUGGCCUGACCUGCCACCCAUGGGCUCAAAUCCACUGCAGCAGAUGGACAAGAUGCAGAUCAUUAGGGCUCCAUGUAGCCCCGCACAUCCAGAGUCGCACAGAGGCAAGUGGAGGGAGAGAACCGUGAGACUUGCUUGUCAGACUCAGGAAGGAGCAACAUGAGGUCCCAACUGGAGACCCAGAAGCCAGAGCUGGGGAGGAGCCAACGGGGGUGGGGAGGAGGUGAAAAGGAUUUCAGAGACACACUCACCCAAAAUGCUUGUUCCCUGCUGAAACUCCAACCAUUUGCAGAAACUUCUGGGAACCCCAGGCCUCAGUCUCCUCAUCUGUAGAGGAGAGAGAACAAAUGACUUAUUAGGCAUAUUCCUUGAUGAGAGUUUUGCUGCGUGCCUACUCAGUGCCAGGCACUGGGGGACACGACCGUGUUCAGGACAGCUUCGGUCCUGUUCUCCAGGAGCCAGCAUUCCAGGGGGAGAGAAGUUUCCUGAAGACUGAAUGCUGCGUUCCCUCCUCUGCUCCUGUUGCCAUCCUAGGAGCCAGCCAUGCUCAUAAGCAUCACACCUCCAGGGGUCUGGCUUCUUGGCCCUCACCACAACGCCACCUCAUUUGCCCACAUCCUUGGCACAUCCUGGACCUCAUCUUCACGACGGACACACCGUUUUUGCUCUCUCUUGUCCAAGCCCCAUCCUCUGGCCACCUCCUUCCAGCUCACUUCCUCUAGCACAGCCAAUACCACCCCUGCUCAGCGUGUCGACCUGCAGGGACCCUUUUCUGGCUCUCUGAGGCCUCUGCCCACCGUCCUCUCUUUGUUCCACGUAGCUUCUGUGUCCACCAUGGAGUCCUUUCCCCGCUCUCCUUUCUCCUUUCAUCCUAUUGGUCUGGCAAAGCCCCGGUCUUUGGGUGAACCCAGACCUCCUCUGUGCCUGCACACAGCUGCCCACAGCCAGAGAAAUCCAUUUAAGCAGGCUGCCUGCAUCCUCUUUAACAAUGCAAGGUAGGUGCUCCCUACCACCAAUACCCUGCUCCCUAGAGGGGCAGCUUUUCUCCUCCCCAGAACCUCCUCUCUGUCUCCACCAAGUGUCUCCUCACAGGCAUGUUGGGGAAACAGGUCAGUCUCUUGACUGCGUUUGCAAUUGUUCCAGCAUCCAUCCGUCUUCUCCUUCCUGCCCCUACAAUAGAAGAAAUGUCUGUCUCCAGCAUAUACUCUGAUCCCAGCUCCUCUCACCUCAGAGUUUGGAAAACUGCGCUGUCCCUGCUGUCUCCUGGACCCAUUCAUCCUAUCAGCAGCAGCUCUUCCAGCCACACACGAACAUUCUCUGUAAUUUCCCAUCUUAAACCUUCCCUUGACCUCACAUUCCCCUUCAGCCACCUCCCUGUUUCUCUGUUCCUCUUCACAGCAGAAACUCUUCAAAAGAGUUUAUUACUUUCAUUUCCACUUUCUCACCCACAUUCUCCCCUUAAUUAACUCUCCUUCAUCCCCACGAUGCUAUUAUGUGGCUCUUAUUUGAGUCACCAACUUUAUUCUCCAAAAGCAACAAGGCCUCCAACUUCUCAACAGCGUUCAGCUCUGGUUCCAGAAACACCCCACUGCCUGGUUUUCCUCCCACCUCACAGCUCUCCCCUUCCCAGCCUCUAUUGCCGUCUUUUUUGAGUUCUUCCCAGGGCUCUAGGCUCGAUACAGUGUAGCUCAACCCUGGAUACAUAAAGAAUCCCCUGAAAGUCCUUAAAAAUGUCCACACAUGUCCUGUGAGUGACCUACCAAGAGAAUAAAAGAUUUU
Callithrix jacchus (white-tufted-ear marmoset) is the source of this 4766-nucleotide messenger RNA. RefSeq names its product docking protein 3 (gene DOK3). Gene Ontology annotation, cellular component: cytoplasm. NCBI's taxonomy places the organism in Eukaryota, Metazoa, Chordata, Mammalia, Primates, Cebidae. The record is from RefSeq and is a predicted model, not a curated record. Gene Ontology annotation, biological process: cell surface receptor protein tyrosine kinase signaling pathway; positive regulation of MAPK cascade; Ras protein signal transduction.